AUGCUUUGUGAAGUAUGCACUGGGGUAAUUAGCCAGCACAAAGGAGCAACCAAGAUCACCACCUUCGAAUAUGUAUUCAGUCAUCAUAGGUCUACAAAGACACUUCAAAAAUCAUGGGACAUGCAUUGUUUGAUAUGUACCAAACUGGCCAAGACACUGAGUCUGGAUACAGAUUUCUCCCAAGAUCCGCCUUUAUACAUCCGAGCAAUACUGAAUCCGGAAAGAGUCUACAACCACGCUAACACCCGUAGUCAAAGUCUAAGUGAUGUCACGAAAGCAGCGCAGAAUUGGAUUGAGAGUUGUAAAUGCGCAAGUUUCUGGGAAGAGCCUGGCACAAAAUGGUACCCUCGCCGUCUGCUGGAUUUGCAGGAGUUGCGCACCAGUCCUGAUCCACACCAGACAAAAGUACGCCUGGUUGAGUCCAGGGACUGUAUUCUGGAGCAAGAGAUAUGCAUUGUAUCUGAUUGUCCUCCAGCUAAGCAUCAGAACAAUCGUUAUGUCACACUGAGCCAUUGCUGGGGCAACCCGAAACUUGGUUCACCACCACCGCUAAGCAUGACUUUUGAAAAUGAAGAGCGCUUCAAAACUGAGGGUAUUGUCGUGAACGACCUACCCAAGACAUUCCAAGACGCUGUCGUGUUCGCCGCGGGAUUGGAAAAGGUCGGCUUCAUAUGGAUCGACUCGCUUUGUAUCCGACAACCUAUCAAAGGCGAUGGUGAAAAUGAGGAAGAGCAGUUACAAGACUGGUUUGAACAGAGUCGUCAUAUGGGGAGUGUGUACCAAAGGGCUUUUCUGAACAUCUCUGCAACUGCUGCGUGUGACACGCAAGGAGGCUUGUUUUUCGAUCGCCGCCCAGAACUUCUCCGGGAAAACAAAAUUGACGUGUAUUAUCCGGUAGACUCUCAUUCUGCACUGGAAAACGGUGUCAAUAGAACAGACGCCUACACGAAAUGCUUGUUGAUCGAUACAUCAGCUUGGGACGACCUCGUCGAGAAUGCUCCAGUCAAUCAACGAGCUUGGGUCUUCCAGGAGCGAUUGUUGGCACCACGUGUACUCCACUUUGGAUACAACCAGCUCGCCUGGGAAUGUCACGAGUUCAACAGCACUGAAAGUUACUCCUCCAGUGAGUUAGCGGUCAAUCCAUCUGGUAUCGACGGUUUUGCCGACAGAAGCCAUCUGAAGCAUCUCACAGUCUCUGCGGGGCGCUCAUUGCGUGAAGCCAGACUAGGCAGCUUUCCAGAUCCCGACCAGCAUAUCAAAGACGUAUACAUCUACGAACUGUGGAAGAAAAUAGUGGAAAGCUAUUCCCGAACACAACUUACGAAGCACAAUGACAAGCUCACUGCACUGGGCGGCAUAGCAAAACUUUUUCAAGACAAGCUAUUCAGCCCAGACUACAACCAGACAUAUGUCGCCGGACUAUGGAGUCACCACAUCGAAUGCCAGCUGCUAUGGACUGUAAAAGUAGUCUAUCGCGGCAACAACACAUAUGAUAACCCAGGGCGACGUCACCCGGAAAGUGGACCCUCAUGGUCUUGGGCCUCCAUCACCACUCCACACGGAAUAACCUACAACGGCACCACAGACUACGCCUCACUACAAGACAAAUGCAUCAAAUCCCUCUUCUUCAAGGUCAUAUCCUACACCCUCUCACUCGCCGACCCAAACAACCCCUUUGGCAUGCUAAAAUCCGCCCACAUACUCCUUGCUCCCGACUACCUCCACGCCAUCAAUCUCAUACAGCAUCCCGCCGGCCACGUCGUACCCUACACCUGGCACCUAAAAUCUGAUUCAGCAUCUAAACACCCGAACGAGUUCGUCAACAUCCAUCUCGACGCCCCAACUUCCGACACCGACAUCUUUGGUCCUGACGCCCAGUUGUAUUGCAUGCCAGCUGCGUAUGGCAAUCGUACAGAGUCAAAGGAAGUUCGGGCUUUGUACUGCUUGAUGCUCAAGCAUGAAGGUAGUGUUUUUCUUGAGUCGAGUGAGUUGGGGAAGGGAAAAGUGCAGUAUAGGGCCUUUCGCCGUGUGGGUGUUGCGAAAGUAGGGUGGAUGUACAGGAGAGAGCCAGCGAUAUUGAGGGAGGGGGAAACGCGCGAAGUUAUCUGUAUGUGCUGAGGAGACACUAUGGUCUAUUGUAUAGACAGGUCAAUUUCGCUUUCUACUCUA
Messenger RNA from Bipolaris maydis ATCC 48331, 2169 nucleotides. Its product is annotated as heterokaryon incompatibility protein-domain-containing protein. Lineage: Eukaryota; Fungi; Ascomycota; Dothideomycetes; Pleosporales; Pleosporaceae. The record is from RefSeq and is a predicted model, not a curated record.